ACAUGGACUACGUUUCUCCGAGUCUCACGACCAUACAUACAUCUUUCCUGCUGUCUCUAUAUAAAUACCACGCUGAUUCACACACACACACAGAGGAGCAGGUUGUGAAUAUAUAAUUGAUGUUGAUGAAAUCAAUGGAGGGAGGCAGCAAAUGGGUGGCGGCGGUGGCCAGCAUUUGGAUACAGUGCAGCUUAGGCGCCACCUACUCCUUCGCCAUCUACUCCCCCAUCCUCAAAUCCACUCAAGGCUACGACCAAUCCACCCUCGACUCCAUCUCCGUCUUCAAAGACAUCGGCGCAAACGCCGGCGUCCUCUCCGGCUUCCUCUACUCCGCUGUCUCCCACCGCCGUCAUCAAGGGCCCUGGGUUGUGCACGCCGCCGGGGCGAUCCAGUGCUUCGUGGGGUACUUCUUCAUGUGGCUGGCGGUUACGGGAGCCAUAGCGCCUCCGCACGUGGCGGUGAUGUGCGUGUUCAUGUUCGUGGCGUCUCACGCGCAGACGUUCUUUAAUACGGCCAACGUUGUUACUUCUGUACAUAAUUUCCCCGACUACAGCGGCACUAUGGUUGGGAUUAUGAAGGGGUUUCUGGGUCUGAGCGCAGCAAUAAUCAUACAAGUCUACCAAACAUUCUUCGCCGGAAAACCGGCCACCUUCCUUCUCAUGCUGGCCGUUGUGCCGCCGCUGCUCACCCUUCUCCUCAUGUUUUUCGUCAGAAUCCAGCACACUACACAGACACAGUCCAGCUAUCAAGACAAGAGAUACCUAAACGCCUUCUCCUUCAUUUCCGUCAUCGUCGCAGCCUACCUUAUGUUCCUCAUUUUCUUGAACAACAGCAUCGUUUUGCCUCAUUGGGCUCGUGCUCUCACACUCGCCCUUCUCCUCCUCCUCAUCGCUUCUCCUCUCUACAUCGCUAUCAAAGCCCACCAACACCACUUACAAACCAUGCAGUCCCCAUUAAAGACCCCUUUAAUCAAGGAAGAUCUCGAGUCGAUUAAACCAGAGAAUCCCACCAUAGAUCAUGUUAAUGUUAGUGCUAAUGGAGUGCAGCAGCAGCAGCAGCAGCACAAGGAGACAACCUCUGAGGAUGCCGGAGAAGAUCUGAAUCUCGUACAAGCAAUGCGUACGUUGAACUUCUGGCUAUUGUUCAUGGCGAUGCUGUGCGGACUAGGUUCCGGGCUAGCUACAAUCAACAACAUCAGCCAAAUCGGAGAGUCCCUCGGCUACACCGCGAGAGAGAGAAGCACAAUGGUGUCCCUAUGGAGCAUAUGGAACUUUCUUGGGCGGUUCGGGGCAGGAUACGUGUCCGACAUUUUCAUGCACAAGAAGGGGUGGCCGAGGCCGUUGUUCAUGACCAUCACACUUGCAACAAUGGCUGCAGGCCAUGUAAUGAUCGCGUUGGGCUUCCGAGGGAACUUGUACCUGGCAUUACUGUUGGUGGGCGUCUGUUUCGGGUCGCAGUGGUCGUUGAUGCCGACGAUCACAAGUGAGAUAUUCGGAGUGCAGCAUAUGGGGACUAUAUACAACACAAUUGCGGUGGCUAAUCCAUUGGGAUCAUACGUUCUUUCAGUGAGAGUGAUUGGUUAUAUCUACGACAGAGAAGAGAGUUUGGAGGUGGGGAGUAGUUCUUGCAAUGGCGCUCAUUGUUUCAGGUUGUCUUUCUUCAUAUUGGCGGCUGUCAGCUUUGCUGGGGCUUUGGUGGCAUUGGCGUUCAUGGUCAAGACGAGGGCGCAAUAUGCUCGGAUUAUACGUCGGAAGAUGUUCCCAUGAUCAGCUGAACAAGCCAAUUACUCGUGGUAAUUAAUAAAAUGAAACUUUUGAGGGUAUUCUGUAGCUACCAAAUUUAAUACCUAUUCUACUCAUGGAGUGUUAUUAUGAAUAAAAUUUAGGGAUAAUUACACUCA
This is a messenger RNA of Sesamum indicum (sesame), 1900 nucleotides long. Its product is annotated as protein NUCLEAR FUSION DEFECTIVE 4. The record is from RefSeq and is a predicted model, not a curated record. Lineage: Eukaryota; Viridiplantae; Streptophyta; Magnoliopsida; Lamiales; Pedaliaceae. Gene Ontology annotation, cellular component: membrane. Gene Ontology annotation, molecular function: transmembrane transporter activity.